CUUCUUCAUACUCUCGAAUCACACAUAAACACAUAACUACUAUAUCUACUAGAAAUCACUAUGGAAGCCGUCAAGCGUUUCUUCUCCUCUCCCCGGUUCGCCGUGGCCGGUGCCAGCAAUGAUGCCAACAAGUUUGGCUACAAACUGCUUGCCUGGUAUCACCAGCACUCGCUCCCCGUCACUCCCCUCAACCCCCGAUCUCCCCAGAUUUCUCUCCCCUCCAAGGACUACGCUACGGUCGCCUCACCGUCCGCCUUGCCGUCGCCCACGCAGACGUCGCUGUCGGUCGUGACGCCCCCCGCGGUGUCGCUGUCGGUGCUGCAGGAAGCGCAUUCGGUCGGAAUCCCCGCCGUCUGGUUGCAGCCGGGCACAUUUGAUGAUGCGGUGCUGCAGUUUGCGAGGAAGCACUUUGAGGCCGUGAUUGCCGGAGAUGGAGGCCGAGGAGGAGAAGGAUGGUGUGUUUUGGUGGAUGGAGAAGCUGGAUUGGAUGCUGCUGGGGUGCAAUGGGGUGCUCAGAAGCUGUAAUCUUUUCUUUGUUAGUGUUGAAGUACUAGUAUUUUUU
Molecule: messenger RNA, 562 nt
Organism: Aspergillus glaucus CBS 516.65
Lineage: Eukaryota; Fungi; Ascomycota; Eurotiomycetes; Eurotiales; Aspergillaceae
Product: CoA-binding protein
Exons: 2
Coding region: 61-525 (154 amino acids)
Source: RefSeq, a predicted model, not a curated record